Molecule: messenger RNA, 474 nt
Organism: Trichoderma virens Gv29-8
Lineage: Eukaryota; Fungi; Ascomycota; Sordariomycetes; Hypocreales; Hypocreaceae
Exons: 1
Coding region: 1-474 (157 amino acids)
Source: RefSeq, a predicted model, not a curated record
AUGCCUACCGCUUCAAACCCCACGUUGAAACUAUGGUACUCCCCAGGGGCUUGCUCCUUUGCCGCACAAGUAGCUCUGCUUGAGGCUGGACUUCAACCCGAACUCAUCUCUGUCCAAAUUGGGAGCGUGACUGAAGAGUUUGCUCACAUGAACCCGAAACGAAGAGUUCCCGUAUUGGCAGUUGGAGACCAAGUCAUUACUGAAAUGCCAGCUAUUCUUACGUCCAUCUCAGCGUUGAGCCCUGACCGGAAGUUGAUGGGACAAAAUACGAUUGAGGCUUUGCGCGCAUACGAGUGGCUAAACUAUCUUUCUGGUACUCUUCAUGGGCAAGGUUAUGGAGGACUAUGGAGGCCUGAGAGGUUUGUAAACGAUACAUCGAUGUAUCUGGCGGUUCAAGAAAGGGCGAGACAAACGAUCAAGGAUUGCUAUGCCUUCAUCGAUAGCAAGCUGAGAAAAGCCAACACUUCAUACUAA